Peniophora sp. CBMAI 1063 is the source of this 1320-nucleotide messenger RNA. The record is from the annotation of a GenBank genome assembly. Lineage: Eukaryota; Fungi; Basidiomycota; Agaricomycetes; Russulales; Peniophoraceae.
AUGGACGCCGGCUCUGAGCACAACUCAGAUAUCAUCACGCUGUCUUUCUCCCCGACAGGAUCCUACUUGGCUACCGGUGACGAGAGCGGGCAUGUAGUCGUCUGGGAUGUGCCUUCAGGGAAGAAGGAGACCAAGUUUUACCCCGAUCUGGGUGCUGCCACUGCCCUAUUGUGGGCACCGUUCAGUCUUCGUACUCUUAUGAUUGGCGGAGAACGUGGUUCAGGUUCCGUCGUCUCGGACGUACUCACAGAGAACCUGACCGCCUUCAUCAAGACCGGCACCUACAACGUCAUUAACAGUAUGGACGUCGACGUGGAGACCCGCAUGCUAGCGCUCGCGGUCGGACCUGAGGUUCACCUGGCGAUGUCAAUGGGUGUUGCUGGGCAUUACAUCUCGAACCGUGUGUUUCCCAAACCUCACAGCCCACCCGGAUUGCAGGGCGACAUACAUGUGCGGCCCAGAGUUGUGCAUCUAGAACGAGGCGCAAAGAAACUGAUUGUGGCCUACUUGACCCACGGUAUCGUGUGCUGGGAUGCAGAGCAAGAGACGCAACUCUGGCAGAUAUUUCCUGAAUCGCGGGUUGUUGGAUUCACGGCUGUCUCCAAAGAUUUCUGCUUCGUUUUCGUAUCGACGAUAACUGGAAAAGCGGAGCUAUACUACGCUAAGGACUCGAACAAGCGCCCACGAGUGGUCGUCAUCUACGACAACAAUCAACCGGGCCCUCGUCAGCCUUCUCGUGUAGCGCUGCUGGAUCAUGAAAGCAAUAUUGCAUGUGGAUCGGAAGAGGGGGUGAUAAGGGUGUGGGACUUGAAGGGUGAAUUACAGCAAGAGUUGCGGCCUAUGGAGGGAGAUCAUCCGAUUCGCCUCAUCACUGCUCAAGCUGCUCGGGGAACGGGACACCUAGCUGGGGUUAUCAACGCCAGCGACGCCCCUGACAUCCUGCUUUCGAACAAAAUUUAUUUGUUUUCGAACAAGUUCGACCGUGGCUAUUGGAAUAUGGUCUUCGAUUUUAUGUUUGCAUCUGACGCGCUCCACGUGCAAGAGAAAGCAGAACAUGCGGCGCUCCUUCUCUCGCGUUAUGCAUAUGCUAUCUGUUCCAUUCUCGUCCUGGCCGUUGCCGCUCUAUCUUCGCGCUUGCCUUUUGUUCGCGAGCGAACGUUGCCUCAAACGUCUUUCAUCGUCGAAGUUCUGUAUGACCUGCUUCUACUGAUGCAGGGUCUUGCCGCAUCACUCAAGGUCAUUGCCACAGAAGCAUUCAGGAGUGCUAUGCGCGGUGCUGCUACUUACUUGAACGAUCUAGCUAAUGAUGAGAAUGUCUAA